AUGAAGUUCAUAGCAAAGGCACAAGCCAAGGCCUUGGCUGCAAAGAGUUACAAAAAGAUUGAGGUUGAGGUGGAUGUAGUGGAGCCACAGUUGGUGGUUGCAGGGAUGGAGCCAUUAGAGUUCACCAGUAUUUUCCCUACGUGGACGCCCAGACCUGAUGUGACUGCCAUUCAGGAGAAGGAGGGUCGGUGGAAUGAUGGCGGCCAGCACUCAGUGUCUGACAUCUUGGCCCAGCUCUCUCGCACCAACUACUCUUUAGCUGAGCUGACUACCAAGCCUCUGCCUGAUGGUGCUGAUCCCUUACAUCUGGAAGUUUAUCUUAGUAAUGAGGAAUUUGCUGAGGCACUUGGUAUGAGCAGGGACGAGUUUUACAGUCUUCAGAGCUGGAAACAAACUGAACUUAAGAAAAAAGCUAACCUUUUCUAAGAAUGCUGAACAAAAAAAAAAAAUGCCAUAUAUCUCUAGCAUUCUGGGUUAAUGCUCAUAAGUGAAUCUCAGAUUUUGAUUUUCUUUUUCAAGAAGUAGUCAUUUUAGUGAUUGAAUAUGGAAGAUAAAAAAAAAUGCUGAUAUGUUCAUAAUGAUUCAUCCUGAAUUGCCAGUAAAAGUAUGUUAGUCAAUACAGUAUAUAUAUUUUUAUCAUACAAUAGAGAAAUUAUUUGUUGUAUAUAAAAUUGUGUAUAAAGAAAAUCUGAUGCUCUUCAAUACAUCUCAAUAUGGUAAGGUGCUUUAAAUCUUCUAUGUGGUGUGACAAGGUGUGAAAUUUUUGCUAUUAUACCAUUCUGCUGUUCUUCCAUAUCAGUUACAAAAUAGCAUUAACUUUAUUUCUCUAUUUUGUGGAAAUGUUAUCAACACAAGCUGUGAGAUAGUCAAGAGGUCUAAGUCACAUUAGGCAUCUUCUUUGACUAGUGACAUUUGUAUUCAUUGGGAGUUUGGUGAGGGAGAAACAGGGUUCUUGGCUAAAAUGCCUCAUCCAUCCCUGCCUUUCCUGCUUCUUUCAUCUGCGGCGAUUGCUCUAUGUGCCUUUCCACAUGCUAACAUGUAUUUGUCUGCCAAAUUUUAGUGUCUUCUAAACAUUACAAUGUAGGAGCCCUGGAAACAGUCCAGUGCCACACCUACUUUCUAGAUAUCUCCAAGCAGCAGCCAUAUCCAGAAAUGGUCUGGCUUAUCCAUGCUUUGCCAGCCACAGCUAAGGGUGUCCUGGUAGAAUAUCAGUCCACCAGAUAUUAGUUUAAAGAUGCACAAGUCUUAGAUAUGGCAUUUUAAUCACUCUUGUGUUGCGUGACGUGAUGUUUGUGCCUUGUUCUUACCUUGGCUCUUCUUAGUGAAAGUUCCACAUGACUGCUGUGUGUUAGUCAAACCAACAUGAGUCUAGUCCCAGUCCUGGUUUAUGAGGGGUAUCGGGGUUGUGGGUCCCAAUUCUAGUAAAAAGUGGAAAAAGCAGUCUUGAAUGUGUCAUUUAGGCAUUUUGUACUUACAAGUACUUUUGAAAAAUAAAUCUAAAGGAAAUACAAACAACAAGCAUUGAAUUGGGAAUUUGGAUCUUGGUGAACAAGGUAUGGAGAUGAGCACGCCUCGACCUCCUUACAAGUCUUCGGUAAAUGAAAAGAUUCAUACCUGUAGUAUCCAUAGGCCAAUGGUGGGUUACUGUAUAUAAUGGAUGCAUUUGUAUCAUCUAUUUUAUGCUGAUCUUAAUGGAUAUUUCCAGUGUCUAUGCUAAUGCAACUAAUUAUACAAUGAUCAUGUAAAUACAAAGAGCCUCUUUUGUAAUUUUGCUACUUUAUGACGUGUACAGACUGUAUCCCAUUUAAGUGCCAGAUACGAGUGGAUCUUCUGGCACAGUUAAGCUUAUAGAAACUUGUAACGUUAGGUUAGUGAUUCUCAUGUGUGCAACUUGAUAGCUUGGUUUUGUGAUAUCUUUUCAUUGUGAAUAAAACCAAGUGAGAAAAUUGUUUUUCACUCUCAGUUCAACUGACCUUAAAAUUUUGGUUAAAUUGGAGGUCUUAGCUUUAUAUGCAGUGAUUUAAACUUACUGGUCUUGAAUAUUGUAUAGUGAUUCUGUUUAUUUAAUAUUUCUGUUAUAGAGAAAUUAUUAUAUAGUAGCUGUUCCUUUCCCUAUUUUGUAACACUUGAUUCUCACAUGACUGCAUCAAGCCAAAUUCCCAUUGGCAGUCAUUACGUCAGUUUGUUUUUCUUAUCAUUUGAGGGAGUACUUAAUUUAUCUUCAUCUAAAGUUAACAUUUAGGGGUCCAAAUCUUAUAUGUUAAUGCUUCUCAGCAGGACUUGUGCAUGGAAUUAGAUUUUUUUUCUUGAAAUAUAUCCCUCAAGGUCUGUUUAAUGAUCAGCCAAUUAACCCUUUCACACAUUACAGACUGUACUGGCCGUGCAGCGUAGUUGUGACCCAACAUAAUAUUAUCUUAGCACAGCCGUUUUUGUAAUUAAUUUACCAUAUUUCUUCUUUAAUCAUAUUUGAAAUGUAAAUAGAAUAUCUCAAUGUAAUUUAUGCUAAAUACACAUGUCUUUCCAUUA
Messenger RNA from Penaeus indicus, 2526 nucleotides. RefSeq names its product supervillin-like. Gene Ontology annotation, molecular function: phosphatidylinositol-4,5-bisphosphate binding; actin filament binding. The record is from RefSeq and is a predicted model, not a curated record. Gene Ontology annotation, cellular component: actin cytoskeleton; cytoplasm. Gene Ontology annotation, biological process: actin polymerization or depolymerization; actin filament severing; barbed-end actin filament capping. Lineage: Eukaryota; Metazoa; Arthropoda; Malacostraca; Decapoda; Penaeidae. The coding region runs from base 1 to 426 and encodes 141 amino acids. The transcript has 4 exons.